Messenger RNA from Micropterus salmoides (largemouth bass), 3193 nucleotides. RefSeq names its product target of Myb protein 1-like. Gene Ontology annotation, molecular function: phosphatidylinositol binding; clathrin binding; ubiquitin binding. Gene Ontology annotation, biological process: signal transduction. The transcript has 15 exons. Gene Ontology annotation, cellular component: membrane; endosome. The record is from RefSeq and is a predicted model, not a curated record. NCBI's taxonomy places the organism in Eukaryota, Metazoa, Chordata, Actinopteri, Centrarchiformes, Centrarchidae. The coding region runs from base 126 to 1619 and encodes 497 amino acids.
CUCAGAGAGCCCUUGCGCUUCUGAGGCAGCGGCAGACACAAAAAAGGAAACAACGCAGUUUUGAGCUCAGUAACGUUAGUUGCCAAAUUAUUGUAAUACAGGGUGGACGCCUUUAAUCGUCGAGGAUGUUUUCUCUCGGGGAGAAAAUGGAGUUCCUCAUAGGAAACCCCUUUUCAACGCCUGUCGGUCAGAGAAUCGAACAAGCGACCAGCGGCUCUGUGCAGUCGGAGGACUGGGGGCUCACUAUGGAGAUAUGUGACAUCAUCAACGAGACGGAUGAGGGACCCAGAGAUGCAGUCAAAGCUAUUAAGAAGAGAAUUGUAGGAAACAAGAACUUCAGAGAGAUCAUGUUGGCUCUUACUGUCCUUGAGGCCUGUGUAAAGAACUGUGGCCAUCGCUUCCACGUUCUGGUGACGUCGCAGGAGUUUGUUGAAGGAGUUUUGGUCCGUUCCAUUCUGCCUAAAUAUAACCCUCCCACUGUCCUCCAUGACAGAGUGCUCAGCCUCAUACAGUCGUGGGCGGAUGCGUUUCGUAACUCUCCCUCCCUGGCGGGGGUGGUAUACGUAUAUGACGACUUGAGGAGACGUGGUUUGGAGUUCCCCAUGACAGACUUGGAUGCUCUGUCCCCCAUACACACUCCGAAUAGGAGCAUCCCGGAAAACGGGACUCCUGAGACGACCCCUGUUGCUGCUCCCCCACUUCGGUCACAACCACAGGCAUCUUCUAGUGUUCCCACUCAGAACACUACUCCUCCAGUCCAGCCCAGCGAGGGACCAGUCUCCCUCUCUGCAGAACAGGAACAGAAGCUGCGGAGUGAGCUGGCGCUGGUGAAGGGAAAUCUCACUGUGAUGUCAGAAAUGCUGAAUGAGCUCACACCUGGACUGAGCCAGCAAGAUGACACAGAGCUGCUACAGCAGCUGUACUCAGUGUGUAAGAGCAUGCAGACUCGAGUGAUGGAGCUCAUCCCGCAGCUGCUGGACGAAGGGUUUAUUGAAGAGCUGCUCGUGGUCAACGAUGACCUCAACAACGCCUUUAUCCGUUAUGAGAGGUUUGACAGACUGAACAAGUCACAAAUUACAACUACUCAACAGCAGAGCUCUACCACAAGCCCAAGCCUCAUUGACCUCAGCCCUGAGCCUUCCCAGCCAGCUCACAGCCAACCUGCGCUUAUCACAGCAACCAGCCAACCAGCAGUCAGCACCUGGGCCGAUCAACGGCAAUCACCCAACCACAAAGAGGAGGAGGAGUUUGACAUGUUUGCCCAGACGAGAGGCAGCUCCCUGGCUGAGCAGAGGAAAAGUGUCAGGUAUGAGGACCCACGAGCUGUCGAGGGCCUUGCUGGAGCUCUGGAUACGAGGUUGCAGGUCACAGGAGGGAUGCCAUCAGCAAAAAACUCCCUGCAUAAUGAAACUGACAAAUGGUUAUCUUGUGAGGAAGACCACUCUUCAGUUAGUGAGGGAGUAACCAGUGAAGAGUUUGAUAAGUUCCUGGAAGAUCGGGCGAAGGCAGCAGACCACAGCCCCCAGGCUAUUUGCAGCGUGUCACCCUCCACAUCUAGACCGCCGCCACAGUCCACCCGGCAACAGGACAGAUCACAUGACCAGCUUUUUUCACUCUGAUUUUGAUGACAAACAAGAGAAAUGGGUGGAUAUAAAGGUCAAUAUAUACAUGCAAUCAAUGCCAAGUCAGGUUUUCUCUGAAAGCACACAAUAAAACCUGACACUACAGGACUAUGGGAUUAGAACAGUCUCACAAGUAUUAACAAACAAAUGUUAAGUUGCGUAACUCAUAAAACACAAUGCACAAAUAAAUGUAGAGUGAUUUGUAUGUGUAAAUCUGGAUUUGUAUCCCUGCCUUUAAUUUACAACACGUAUGUCAUCAUUUGGACGUAAACUCAUGUAAGGUAAGGUAAGGUCCUUUAUUUGUCACAUACAUGUAGCGAAAUUAAUCCUCUGCAUUUAACCCAUCCCUGAAGCGAGCAGCCACUGUACAGUGCCCGGGGACCAACUCCAGAUUGAAAUGCCAUGCCAGGUCAAACGGCACUGACUGGAGAACCUACCUAACAUGUGUUUGAUGGUGGGGGAAACCGGAGCACCCGGAGAAAACCCACACACACACACAGGGAGAACAUGAAAACUCAUCACGCCACCGUGCAGCCGUGUGGAUCCUUUUGAGACCGUUCUUCUACGCCUUUUGUGUCACAGAAAAAAUUUACAAGUGCGGGGAAGACCAAGCCUUUCUUGUAGAUGGCGGUAGUGCAACAUUUAUGGAUCGCAACCAUACAGUCUGAGGCCAACCGCUUUCAAACUGAACAGAAGAUGAAGAACACCAAACCUAGUGCUGUCACUGGUUGCCUGUUUGUGAAGUGAAGGGGCAGCAGCAGCAUGGCUAGCUAACUAGCUGCUACAAUGCUGCUGUAUUCACAGUCAUAACAACUGUGGGCCUUCUGUAUCUCUGUAAAUAACAAUGUUGUUUUUUUAGUUAGGGCCUCUUUUUUCAUUUACCCACAGUUUCUGCCGCACAGCUGUUAUGUUUCUCUUGAUAAUUUAUUUCUUAUAUCCCAAUGAGUAGCUUUCUCUCACAUCUAGAUCUCUCUUUAGUGCUAUUUAGCUGCCAUGUCAGCUUUCUGUUUAGUUUAACCAGAGACUGUUCACAGUGGUUGGCAUCAUAGACUGUAUGGUUGGCAUCCACAAAUACUUCCAUCUUCUAGAAGGGCUUGGUCUUCCCUGCACUUGGGAAUUUUUUGUGACACAAACAGCAUGGAAGAACCAUCUCAAAAGGAUCCAUACAGAUACGUAAAGAUUCACAAAUAUAUUUCCAUCCAAAAUGCCAAGUUGAGGAUACAAUCAUGCCACAUUUAUUUGUGCCUUGUGUUUUACGAGUUACGUCUCUUGACAUUUGUUUGUGAAUACCUGUUACAGAACUGCUUCCUAAUGAACUCAUUGCAUAAAUGUAGUUUUGAGCAGUUCAUUCUGCUGUUUAUCGUUGUGUACGUAUAAACAGGUUUAUGUGACUUUAUUUAUGAAUGAUUAUGUGUUAUUAUAAUGUUGAUGUAAACAAAAACUUCAAUUAGAACUAAUGUUUACAGUUAAGUAUAAUGAUGAAAAUAUAUUUGAUAUUUUGCCACUGUGUGCCUUUGACCCAGACUGCUGAUUUUGUGUAGAUGAGAAUAAAUGGGGCGUUGUCCUGCAAA